Cinclus cinclus is the source of this 2049-nucleotide messenger RNA. It is a transcript of the gene SLC38A8, whose product is annotated as solute carrier family 38 member 8. Gene Ontology annotation, molecular function: amino acid transmembrane transporter activity. Bases 588 to 1910 code for a protein of 440 amino acids. The transcript is spliced from 10 exons. NCBI's taxonomy places the organism in Eukaryota, Metazoa, Chordata, Aves, Passeriformes, Cinclidae. The record is from RefSeq and is a predicted model, not a curated record. Gene Ontology annotation, biological process: amino acid transmembrane transport.
GGAUGGGGAUGGGAUGGGGAUGGUGAACUGCCCUCUCCAAAGUCUCCCAGUGCAGGAGAGCACCAGUAGGCUUUUAGGUGUUGCAGAGACGCAAAGGGCUGCUGGCCUCAUCCUGCACCCAGUGAGUUAGGAGAUGUGAGUUGUAGCUGCUUUCCAUCACUCCAUUAAUGCCCCUUGGUGGCAAUUUCAUGCAUGGGUGAACAGAGCAGGAUGAGGAAGGCCUCAGUCUGCCCAGUCGUGUGGUGAUAAUUUUGGGGAUAGUGAGAGCAGGAGCCCCCAGCCCGCGUGUCCGGCCCCGCGCUGGGAGCUGAAGGAGCUGCUGUGUUCCGUAGGAGCGCUCUGAGCGCCGGGGAUGCCGGACGGGGAUGCCGGACGGGGCUGUCCCUGGGUGAGCUCCUGCCGGGGGUUCCCACGGCGCCUCCCGCCCGUCCCCCGGAGCCCCCUCCCCACGGGCCGGGGGCGGGGGGUCCGCGCUGCCCCGCGCCCGCCCCCGGGGCCCUGCGGAGGGGCCGCGCUCUGCCGCCCGCCCGGCUACAGCCCAGCCCUGUCCUGUCCCGUCCUGUCCUCUCCUCUCCCGUCCUGCCGCGAUGGAGCGGGCGGCGGGCGAGGCCCUGCCCCUGCUGCCGGCGGCGGGGGGCUCCGCCGGGCUCUCCUCGCCCGGGCUCUCCUCCGCCGGCGCCGUCUUCAUUCUGCUCAAGUCUGCGCUGGGCGCGGGGCUGCUGAGCUUCCCCUGGGCCUUCGGCAGGGCCGGCGGGGCCGUCCCCGCUCUCCUGGUGGAGCUGGGCUCGCUGGUGUUCCUGGUGAGCGGGCUGGCGGUGCUGGGCUAUGCUGCGGCCCUCAGCGCCCAGCCCACCUACCAGGGCGUGGUCCGGGCCGUGUGCGGGGCGGCCGUGGGGAAGCUCUGUGAGGUCUGCUUCCUCCUCAACCUCUUCAUGAUCUCCGUGGCCCUCCUCAGGGUGGUGGGCGACCAGCUGGAGAAACUGUGUGACUCCCUGUACCCCAAUGGGACACUGAGUGGGGCCCCCCAGCUGCCCCCCUGGUACGUGGACCAGCGCUUCACCCUCUCAGCUCUCUGUGUCCUUGUCAUCUUCCCGCUUUCCGUCCCCAGGGAGAUCGGCUUCCAGAAGUACUCCAGCAUCCUGGGCACGCUGGCUGCCUGCUACCUCACUCUGGUCAUCAUCCUGAAAUACUACCUGCAGGCACAGAGCCUGCGUUUGACUGAGCCCCCCCAGCCCUCCAGGUCCUCAUCCUGGACCUCCAUCUUCAGUGUCAUUCCCACCAUCUGCUUUGGCUUCCAGUGCCAUGAGGCAUGUGUGGCCAUCUACAGCAGCAUGCGCAAUCAGAGCAUCUCCCACUGGGUCACCGUCUCUGUGCUCUCCAUGCUAAUUUGUCUGCUCAUCUACUCCCUCACUGGGCUCUAUGGCUACCUGACCUUCGGCGAGGCUGUGGCGUCCGAUGUCCUGAUGUCCUACCCAGGGAAUGACCCGCUUGUCAUCGUUGCCCGCCUGCUCUUUGGUGUCUCCAUUGUCACCAUUUACCCCAUUGUGGUGCUGCUGGGCAGAUCCGUAGUGAAGGACUUGUGGGGAACCCCGAAGUGUGGGGCCGUGGCAGUGUCUGAGGCACACGAGCGGCGGAGCCGGGUGGCACUGACGGUCACCUGGAUGGCUGCCACGCUGGGCAUUGCCCUGUUCGUCCCCGACAUCGGCAAAGUCAUCGAACUCAUCGGGGGUAUCAGCGCCUUCUUCAUCUUCAUCUUCCCAGGGCUGUGCCUCGUGUGCAUGACUGGGACCCACAGCCUUGGGCCACGCAGAAGGGCUGCUCUCAUCGCCUGGGGGGUUCUCUCCAUUCUCAGCGGUGCCUUUGUCUGCGGGCAGAGCGCUGCCCUGGCCGUGCUGGGGCUGCUGCACUGAGUGACCACAGAGCCCCAUCGUGACCCCAGCGUGACCCCCCUGCCAUCCUGCCCCGGACAGAUGCCCCGAACACAGCCGCAGCACUGGAUCCCAUGGCGGUUUUAUUUGGCAUCACCGUUUACAGUGGCUAAUAAAGACA